Molecule: messenger RNA, 2972 nt
Organism: Brienomyrus brachyistius
Lineage: Eukaryota; Metazoa; Chordata; Actinopteri; Osteoglossiformes; Mormyridae
Exons: 9
Coding region: 225-1313 (362 amino acids)
Molecular function (GO): calcium ion binding
Source: RefSeq, a predicted model, not a curated record
CGCGGUGGUGUGAGACCUGCGAGGAGCGCCGCCUCCCACAUUCCGCAUGUUCCCUCUGAAUCUUCUGGGUGUUGGACUGCAGGAGAUUACAGUAGUUACCAUACCAUCACCUCGCAACUGAAGAUUAACUUAACUGCGGAUUUUUUCCUUUAUUGUGGGCUGUUCUUUAGAGGUGCUGUCCUAAGAUCUACUCUUUUCACCGAGCUACACCAGGGCUGUUCACCAUGUUCAGGAUAUGCCUGUGUCUAAGCGUGGUCAUUAACUCCAUUCUUUCCCAGGAGGCUGAAGACCCGGUCUCUUACACGUGCACAGAUGGCUACGAAUUUGAACCUCAAAGGCAAGUGUGCAAAGACAUUGACGAGUGUGCCAUCCUGCCUGACGCUUGCAAGGGCGGCAUGCAGUGCACAAACCACUUUGGCGGCUACCUCUGCCUUCCUCCCAAUGCGCAAAUCUUUGUCAACAAUGGAGAGGAGAGUCAUGAACAGGCUGCAGAGCGUGUCAAUUCUCCCCCGGUCCCACCCAGGCACCGGGUUUACCAAAACGUGGUCCAAAACAUGCAUUGCAACCCCGGCUUUGUUCCUGAUGAGCAGAACUUUUGCAGAGAUGUGAACGAAUGUGAGGUCAGCAAUCCGUGCCAGCACCAGUGCUACAACACCAUGGGAUCCUUCCUGUGCAUCUGCGAACCUGGAUACGAGCUGGCUUCCAACAUGGUCUCCUGCCACGAUAUUGACGAGUGCAGCUUAUCCAGUUACACAUGCCAGUAUCAGUGUGUGAACCAGCCCGGGACAUACGUCUGCACAUGCCCAGAAGGAUACCGGGGAUCAAGAAUGUGUCAAGACAUCAACGAGUGUGAAACAGGACACGAGUGUGAAGACGAUCAGAGGUGCUGGAAUUACAAUAGUGGAUACCGCUGUUACCCCAGAAACCCCUGUCAUGAGCCCUACGUCAGGACAGCAGAAAACCGCUGCAGCUGCCAGUCACCGACGCUCUGUCAUGGGCUUCCAACUUCCAUUGUCUACAAAUACAUGAGCGUCCUGUCCGACCGAACUGUGCCAGCAGACAUUUUUCAAAUUCAGGCUACUACCUUCUAUACCAAUGCAAUCAACACCUUCCGGAUCAAGUCGGGCAACGAGGGCAGAGAGUUCUUCAUGAGGCGCACGAACAAUGUGAGCGCCAUGCUGGUGCUGACCAAGCCCCUGACGGGUCCACGGGAACACAUUGUGGACUUGGAGAUGGUGACCCACAAUGUGAUGAACUACCGCUCCAGUUCUUUGCUGAGACUCACCAUCAUCGUGAGCCCUUACUCCUUCUAGCCCUGUUUACCAGAUCCAGCAGUAUAGCUCGAUCACAUUGACCUACGUGUCUCUAUCAAAUAGACCAGUGUUUCCCAAUCCGUUUACUGGGGAUCUGCAGACAGUUCAUGUUUUUGCUCCCCCCCCAGCACCCAGUAGCAAAAAUAUAGACUGUCUGGCAUGGAGCUGGGAGGGAGCAAAAACAUGGCCCAGCUAGUGGUCCCUGAGGACUGGGUUGGCAAACACUGAUAUAGACCAUCAUAGCCACUUAGCACGGUCAUGGCUUAGGUCCAUUAUCAACCGAAUAUGAACAGCUUGCUUUGUUUUUCGAGAAGUGCUGCUGUAUUUAAGGUCAAUAUUACAGGACAGCAGCUCUUAUUUCUCCUUCUCUGUACUAUUUCAGCUUAGAAGAGGCAAUGAAGUAGUGGCUGCCAGCCUCGUUUUAAUUAGGCCCACUAAAAAAAAAAAAAUAAUACAAAAGUGACUCAGUGAGAUUCUCAGCUGAGGCUCUGUACAGCAACCAAGAAGAUUUUUUUAACGAUUAAAGAAAUGAUCUUCGUCUCACAUUACCUUUAUAUGUACAUCUGUUUGUUUUUUAUUAUUUGUUUAUUGGUCAAGGCAGCAGUGGAGUAACUGACCUAUAGAGGAGUGUUUUGAGGAGAAGAGGAGAUUAAGUGCUUAACAACAGUUGUAAUGUAAUGCUGUAAUGAGAGGGUCAGAGGUUCAGAGUUUGCCGUCACAGCAAAUGAAUUGUGCCAGUAUAGCAUCAACCAGCCAUUUCUGGCAGGAAAACUGUUCCUUGCUCUGUGGCCUGCAGUUUAGAGACAGGAUAAAGUCACUUGGUGAGACAGGAAUGGAACUGAAACGCUAUGCCACUUUUCCGAAUGGAAAUUUUAAAUCAUCUACUUGUAUUUCUGAAUACAGUUCUAUAAGAAGGCAGAGAGUAUUUCUGUUUGAACACAAAAGUAACAUGCUGUUUUUAAGUAAUUUGUAAAAAAAAAUAACCAGGUUUUUGAUGCUUUGAACUGGUGUCUACAAAUAAUUAUCCAGUAUUUUUUGUGUUUUUUUCUUGUUUUUUUAAUGUAACACUUUGCAUUUACUGCACCUUGAUAAUGCAUUCGUUAAGCAUUCAUAGAACAUUCAUAAGCAGCAUGUAGGUAUACCUUAACAUCUUAACUUACCUUAACAGCUUUAAAAUACAUUAAUAACAAACAUUAAUAACAUUGUAUGGUAAUAAAUAUUGCAAUCUAUAGUCAUAUAAUGUUAUUUAAUGUAUAUUAAUAGCUGUUAAAGUAUGUUAGGAUGUUAAGGUAUACUUACAUGCCGCUUAUAAAUGCAUUAUGAAGGUGCAUGGAAUGUUCCAUGAUUGUAUAAUGAACACAUUAUGAAGCUGCAGUUAAUAUACAGCUUUAUUUUUUUCAUUCUUCACAAAUAUAAGAUAAAUAUUCUAGCCCCCUCUGUUGUAUUUGCAAUAAAACCGCUGUUUUUAAAUUUUUUAAAUGAUGCAACAGCACAUAAGAUAUGGAUUAUUAAAGCCUGGCACAGAAGAAAUAAAGUUGUCCAACUGUAAACUUUUAUAAGAAAAUACACUGACAUCCUAUUGUUUUUCUAUUUAAAACUAUCCAGAAAAUGUUACUUUGUGCACAAAAAAGUUUGUAAGAAAAUAAAGGUGGAACUGAA